This is a messenger RNA of Syzygium oleosum, 598 nucleotides long. Its product is annotated as TMV resistance protein N-like. Lineage: Eukaryota; Viridiplantae; Streptophyta; Magnoliopsida; Myrtales; Myrtaceae. The coding region runs from base 122 to 598 and encodes 158 amino acids. Gene Ontology annotation, biological process: signal transduction. The transcript has a single exon. The record is from RefSeq and is a predicted model, not a curated record.
UGCAUCUGUCCUUUAGUAUAAGAAUAGAUCAAAGAAGAUCAAGCGGCGAAUGCACUACCUGAAAACACAGAUUCAGAUUUUCAGCGGAUAGUCAUUGCUGAUUGUUAAACUCCAUCGUCCAAUGGCGGCUUCAUCAAAAUCCGAAAAAAUUUAUGACGUCUUCUUGAGUUUCAGAGGCACGGAUCUGCGUAACAACUUCGUCGGCCAUCUCUACCAAGCUUUACACCUGAUAGGAAUAUACACUUUCCGGGAUAGCGAAGAAUUGAAAAAGGGAGACCAAAUAUCACCUACGCUUAUGAAGGCCAUCGAAGAAUCAUGCAUCUCAAUCAUCGUUUUCUCCGAGAACUAUGCUUCCUCAACGUGGUGCUUAGAAGAGGUGUCCAAGAUUAUGGAGUGCAACGAGCAAAAGAACCUCACCGUUCUACCAGUGUUUUAUAAAGUGGACCCAAGAGAAGUGAGAGGGGGCAGAAAGAGUUAUCGGAGAGCUCUGGCUAAGCACGAGUCCAAGUUCGGGAAGGAUUCGGAGAAAGUGAAGAGAUGGAAGAAAGCUCUUUCCGAUGCCGGUAGCUUGUCCGGGUGGCAUUUGAAAGAUGGGUAA